AUGAACCGCAGCUGGCUGAUAUACUCAAAAUCCAAGGACUCAAUUUAUUGCUUUGUUUGCAAAAUAUUUGAUUUAUCAUCAAAAUUUACCGCUCUAAAGGAAGUUGGAUGUCAAGAUUGGAAACAUUUAUCCAAAGUUCUUGAGGAGCACGAAGUUUCCGAUCGGCACAAGAAAGCUUACCUUAGCUGGGCUGAGGCACGUAGAAGGCUACGAUCAAAUUCAACAAUUGCUCAACAAAUUGAUGGCUUAAUUAAGGAAGAAAAACUUCGGUGGAGAAAUAUUCUAGAACGAAUUUUAGAAGUUAUCCAGUAUUUGGCGGCGCAUAAUUUACCAUUUCAAGGCUCGAAUGAAAAACUGCAUAGUCCAAACAACGGAAAUUUUCUGGGACUAAUCGAAUUGAUUGCAAAAUUUGAUCCACUUUUGAAGGAUCACCUGCGACAACAAAAAGGACCACAUUAUUUGAGUUAUCAAAUCCAAAAUCAAUUCAUCGCAAUCCUUUCGAAACAACAAAUGUCAGUGGUUUUGAGAUAUGUGAAUUUAGAAGAUAGUAAUGUCAAGAUUUGCGAAAGUUUCCUCGGAUUUUUGCCCGUCGAAGACAAGACCGGGGAAGGACUUAACGAAAAAUUAUUAGAGUUCCUGCGAAUGUUGUCCAUCAAUUUGAACGACGCGCGUGGUCAAGCUUACGAUAACGGCAGCAAUAUGAAGGGGAAAAUCAAAGGUGUUCAGAAAAGGAUCCUAAAUCUGAAUUCAAGAGCAAUUUAUAAUCCUUGCUUUUCCCACAAUACAAACCUGGUGAUCGGCGACGCUGAAAAAUCAAUUGCCGCGUUUAUAACGUUUUUCGGAAUUGUGCAAAAAUUGUACAAAUUUUGCAGCAGUUCAACAAAUCGAUGGGAUGUUAUAAGUCGUCACGUGAAAAAAUUCAGCCUGAAAUCACACUCAGAAACACGAUGGGAGUCCAGACUGGAAUCACUCAAACCAUUGCGCUACGAAAUUACCAAUGUGCGAGAUGCUUUAUCCGAAAUAUCAGAAAACCAGGACCUUGAGAAUCUCGCCAGAUUUGAAGCAUCUAGCUUAGUCUCCCACUUGGAAAAAUUCGAAUUUUUAGUGAUGUUGGCAGUCUGGUAUGAAAUUCUAAACCGCCUUAAUAUUGUUAGCAAAAUCGCCCAGGGUUGCGACGUAGAUGUUGGUGUGGCGUCAGAAUUGCUGGACAAUACAGAAAUCUACUUGAAAGCCUACCAAAAAAAACGGAUUCAAAACCGCUAUUGA
Folsomia candida is the source of this 1266-nucleotide messenger RNA. Its product is annotated as zinc finger MYM-type protein 1-like. Lineage: Eukaryota; Metazoa; Arthropoda; Collembola; Entomobryomorpha; Isotomidae. The record is from RefSeq and is a predicted model, not a curated record. The transcript is spliced from 2 exons. Bases 1 to 1266 code for a protein of 421 amino acids.